GUUUGCAAGCAGGAGAUGCUGCAGAAGAAGAAUGCUGUUUUGGUGGAUGGGGUCAUCCUAAAUGGUCCAAUAAUGGACUCAAAAGCAGGAGAGACGUUUGUGGAAGAGGCCUGUAAGAUUAUAAUGGAAGAAGUUGUCCAGAAAGCAGAUGAUGUAACAGAAAAGGUCUGUGAGUGGCAAGCCCCUGAAGAGCUGAAGCAGAUUCUUGACCUGGAAAUGAGGGACACUGGAGAAUGUCAUCAGAAGAUCCUGCAGCACUGCCGUGAUGUUAUAAAAUACAGCGUCAAAACCAAUCAUCCGAGGUUUUUCAAUCAGCUGUAUGCUGGAAUAGAUUAUUACUCGUUAGUGGCUCGUUUCAUUACAGAAGCACUGAACCCCAGUGUAUACACAUAUGAAGUAUCUCCUGUGUUUCUGCUUGUGGAAGAAGCAGUAAUCAAGAAAAUGAUUGAGUUCAUAGGCUGGGAAGAAGGAGAUGGUAUAUUUAAUCCAGGUGGCUCUGUUUCUAAUAUGUAUGCUAUGAACUUAGCCAGGUACAAAUUUUGCCCUGAGAUAAAGGAGAAAGGGCUUUCAGGUCUGCCAAGACUGGUUCUGUUUGCUUCGGAAGAGUGCCAUUACUCCAUGAAGAAGGCAGCCUCCUUCCUGGGUAUUGGUACAGAGAAUGUGUACUUCAUCAAAACAGAUGAAAGAGGUAAGAUGAUACCUGAGGAACUGGAGAAACAAGUCCAGCGGGCCAGGAAAGAGGGGUCAGCACCAUUUCUUGUCUGUGCUACAGCAGGCACAACUGUACUGGGAGCAUUUGAUCCUCUGGAUAAAAUUGCUGAUAUCUGUGAAAAGCAUGGGCUCUGGCUUCACGUUGAUGCUUCUUGGGGUGGCUCAGCUUUGAUAUCAAGGAAGCAUCACAGACUUCUUCAUGGUAUCCACAGGGCUGAUUCUGUUGCCUGGAAUCCCCAUAAAAUGCUGUUGGCAGGAAUCCAGUGCUGUGCUCUUCUGGUGAAAGACAACUCUGGCCUGCUGAAGAGGUGUUACUCUGCUGAGGCUGCAUACCUGUUCCAGCAGGACAAGUUCUACGAUGUCAGCUACGACACUGGUGACAAGUCCAUCCAGUGCAGCAGGCGUCCGGACGCUUUCAAGUUCUGGCUGAUGUGGAAAGCAUUGGGAACUACAGGCCUUGAGGAGAGAGUGAACAGGGCACUGGCUUUGGCAAGAUAUCUAGUGGAGGAAAUUAAAAAAAGAGAGGGAUUCCAGCUUCUUUUGGAGCCCGAGUAUGCAAACGUCUGCUUUUGGUACAUUCCACCGAGCUUAAGAAAAAUGGAGGAUGGACCUGAAUUUUGGCAAAAGCUGCACCAGGUUGCUCCUAUAAUUAAGGAGAGGAUGAUGAAGAAGGGCAGCAUGAUGCUUGGGUACCAGCCUCACCGGGGCAAAGUCAACUUCUUCCGCCAGGUGGUCAUCAGCCCACAGGUGAGCCGAGAGGACAUGGACUUCCUGCUGGAUGAAAUCCAGCUCCUUGCUGAGGACUUGUAGCUGGAGAUCCACAGCAUCAGGUGCUGCUCACAUGUGGUAUUUAUGGAGAGAGAGUGGCAGCAGCAUUCUGGUGCUAUUUUGUGAAAAGGUAGUAAAAAGCUUGGCAUAUAGUUUGGAGACCGUCGUUUUACAGAUCGGUGUUGAGAACUUUGCAGGUAGAACAUCCCUUCACAGGAAAGUAUUUGCUGAUGGGGGCUGGGGGGCAGGCUGGUGCUUCCAGCACCAUUGCUGCCGUUCUGGGAAGUGUUUCCUCAAGAAGGCAAUGCUUCUAAAAAUGGUGUCUAUGUCCCAGGAAAGGCAGCUAUUUACUGGGUGCCUGUGCACAGUGUGGCUCCAACUGGUCACUUACGCAUGCAGGCAGAAUUCCUCUGAAGCUGCUAUUAUGAGUGGAUUUGUCAGUGAGCCUUAAGAUGCUAGUUAAUUCUCUUCUCUACCCUGUCAAUAUUUUAGUUUGGUAAUUAACAUGAUAAGACUGGAAAUUGUCAACUUGUGUGAAAUGAGUUCCUCAAGGCCACCUAACUAGGUGGAUUGCCCAGGUUUUCUGCUGUGAGCACAGGCAGACAGUACAAUGAGGCUCAGUGCAGUCAUCACACCUGGAGGUUUGCAGGAAUCUCCUGCACAAAGCCCUGAGUAACUAAUGUUGACCCUUCUGGGAGCAGGUUGAACCAGAUGACCAUCCAAGGUCCCUUCCAAGCCACAGGAUUUUGUGAAAACACAAAAUUCUAUGAAACAUGGUCAUUUGGUCCAGUCAAUGUUUGCCAGUGUUGCCCAAAAUAUCACCGCUUUAGGAGAGCUGAAAAUAUUGGAAUAACAUUUAGAAUGUCUUACUUUGUUAACAAGGGUUACCUAUGGUUUCUGAGCUGCUGUUCACCUUCAUCUAUUUUUAAAGUAUAAAGAUUUGCUUAGAAGCUUUUAGAGGCACUUUCAAAUUUUAACAGAGAAAAAAAAUAUAUUUACCUAGAGAUACAUAUUUUUUUGCAUGGUGACUUUUUAUUAAUAAUAUAGGAAAAUGGCUUAUUUGUCACUGUUUGUUUAUAUUUUCCUACAGAUUUAAGAUGACUUGAUUUUAUGUUAUCAGUGUAUAAUUUGUAAUUUUACUCUGAAAUUACAGUAGUGGUGA
Messenger RNA from Ficedula albicollis (Collared flycatcher), 2641 nucleotides. It is a transcript of the gene GADL1, whose product is annotated as glutamate decarboxylase like 1. The transcript has 14 exons. NCBI's taxonomy places the organism in Eukaryota, Metazoa, Chordata, Aves, Passeriformes, Muscicapidae. The record is from RefSeq and is a predicted model, not a curated record. Gene Ontology annotation, biological process: carboxylic acid metabolic process. The coding region runs from base 16 to 1521 and encodes 501 amino acids. Gene Ontology annotation, cellular component: cytoplasm. Gene Ontology annotation, molecular function: carboxy-lyase activity; pyridoxal phosphate binding.